GUCAUGUCAAACGGUCGUGAUAGGAUCGUUACUCUAUAUCUUUGUAAUAAUGUAAAAAUUGAAAGAUCUUUCCCAAAUCAUCUUGCACAAUACACCCCCGAUCUAUUGAAGUAUUCAUGCCCCUCUAGAAAUGGGCCUGCACACACGGAUUAAAGCAUGUGCGCCCAUAAACGCCAGAGAUCAGUCCAAACGUUUUCCACAGAGCUUCGGUAGUAUUAAAUGGCAAAAUGCGUGUUGCGUGUCGGCCGUUCACGUCACGCGCGCUCACCUGCAAAGGUCAAGAGAAAAAUCAUUCUCUGCAACACAUUCUGUGGUUGUGAUUCAUGGCAACUCAAGGUCAAGUUAUCACAUGCAAAGCUGCGGUGGCCUGGGAACCCAACAAGCCUUUGGCGAUCGAGGACGUUCAGGUUGAUCCACCGCAGGCUGGUGAAGUCCGUGUUAAGAUUCUAUUCGCUGCUCUCUGCCACACGGAUGCUUAUACGUGGAGCGGCAAGGAUCCUGAAGGUCUCUUCCCAUGUGUUCUUGGUCAUGAAGCUGCGGGUAUAGUGGAAAGUGUCGGUGAAGGUGUUACUGAGGUUCAGCCUGGAGACCAUGUUAUACCAUGUUAUCAAGCAGAAUGCAGGGAGUGCAAGUUUUGCAAAUCAGGAAAGACAAAUCUUUGUGGAAAAGUAAGGGGUGCUACCGGAGUUGGAGUCAUGAUGAAUGACCGCAAGAGUCGGUUUUCAAUCAAUGGGAAGCCCAUCUAUCACUUCAUGGGUACUUCAACAUUCAGUCAAUACACUGUAGUCCAUGAUGUCAGUGUAGCUAAGAUUGACCCAAAGGCACCUUUGGAAAAAGUCUGUCUUCUAGGCUGUGGUGUUCCAACAGGUCUUGGAGCAGUUUGGAACACUGCAAAAGUUGAGCCAGGUUCUAUCGUUGCUGUCUUUGGCCUUGGGACUGUCGGUCUUGCUGUCGCAGAGGGUGCUAAAGCUGCCGGUGCUUCACGGAUCAUUGGGAUAGAUAUUGACAGCAAAAAGUUUGACACAGCUAAGAAUUUUGGUGUGACUGAAUUCAUCAAUCCAAAAGACCAUGACAAACCAAUACAGCAGGUUAUUGUAGAUCAAACUGAUGGUGGUGUUGACUAUAGUUUUGAGUGCAUUGGGAAUGUCCAAGUGAUGAGGGCUGCUCUAGAGUGCUGUCAUAAGGGUUGGGGAACAUCAGUUAUUGUAGGUGUAGCAGCAUCUGGACAAGAGAUAUCAACUCGUCCAUUCCAGCUGGUGACUGGCCGAGUUUGGAAGGGAACUGCAUUUGGCGGUUUCAAGAGCCGCUCACAAGUACCUUGGCUUGUGGAAAAGUACAUGAAAAAGGAGAUCAAAGUGGACGAGUACAUAACCCACAACUUGACACUUCCAGAGAUCAAUGAGGCCUUUGAUCUGAUGCAUGAGGGAGGCUGCCUUCGUGUUGUACUGAGUAUGCAUGCAUGAAUGAUGCGAUUGGUUCAGAUCGCUUUUAUCUUUUGGUAUGGUGUGGAUUUGUGGAAAUCUUCAACCCUCCCUCCAUACCCCCUCCACAGUCCACACUUGAAUAAGAUCAGAUGAUGAUAUGUUUGUAAAUUUUCAUAUUCUAGAGACAUGCAUGGUUGGGAAUUUGGGUUAUCAUAUUUAACAUGUCUCUUCAUUUCUUUUUUGUCAGUCUAGCUAUUUUAAUUGUUGUUCCUCUCUCCCUACGAACUUGAGUGCCUUUAUAGUCUGCGAU
Cuscuta epithymum is the source of this 1734-nucleotide messenger RNA. Lineage: Eukaryota; Viridiplantae; Streptophyta; Magnoliopsida; Solanales; Convolvulaceae. The record is from the annotation of a GenBank genome assembly.